Molecule: messenger RNA, 1026 nt
Organism: Caenorhabditis elegans
Lineage: Eukaryota; Metazoa; Nematoda; Chromadorea; Rhabditida; Rhabditidae
Gene: prx-2
Product: RING-type E3 ubiquitin transferase (cysteine targeting)
Exons: 4
Coding region: 73-894 (273 amino acids)
Biological process (GO): peroxisome organization; protein import into peroxisome matrix
Cellular component (GO): peroxisomal membrane
Molecular function (GO): ubiquitin protein ligase activity; zinc ion binding
Source: RefSeq, marked reviewed
GUACUGUUUCUCUCUGAUACCUCUUUCUAUCUAAUUUUUUCUUUUGUUUCCAUAUUUCUAUAUUAUUUUAAAAUGGCUUGUCGUUGUCUUCGAGUUGAUCAACUGGAUGCUCAUGUUCUUGAUAGUGAGAUUCGAUCAAUUGCACAAGAUUCAGUAGAUGAUGUUGUCAAUCAAAUGCCUCUAUGGGUUGCCAGAAUUUUUGAAAAAUUGAGACCCGAAUUAAAAGUUACAUUGGAAGCUGUUUUAUGGACGCACCGGUUUUCAAGAGGCGCUUCACCUGGUCAAGAACAAAUGGAUAUUGCAUACGCGGGAUAUACUCCAAAAUUGAUAACUAGUCAUUUUAUGGUUGAAGUAAUUGUUCCAUAUUUAACACGACGAAUGUCAGAAUUGAGUGGAAGAAUUGAUAUUUCCAGAAUGUAUUCUAAGAUUGAGGCAAUUUAUGAACUCGGCAGCCUUCUCCAUUUUCUCUAUUUCCUUCGAUCAGGUGGUCAUUCUACAAUAACUGAAAGCAUUUUUUCUCUUCGUAACUGGAACAACCAUCAACCAACGAUAUCUUCGAUCAACUACGACACUCAGAAUCGGGAACUUAUGUGGCACGCGUUUCGUGACGUCAUCCUCCUCACAUACCCAUUCAUUGAAAAAGCCCGCCAACGAAUUGUCAAAAAACAGAAAUUGGAUCGAAAAUUCACAUCUUCGAUAGGAUCAUCUGAUAUUGAAUGUGUUGUGUGUGACAAGCCGUCAGUAAUUCCUAUGGUUGGGCAGAAGUGUGGACACGUGGCAUGUUAUACGUGUAUUGCCACGUCACGAAACAUGACGUGUCCAUUGUGCUCAGAAAAUGCUGAGCCAAUGGAGUUCUUGGCGAAAAAGUUGAAGAAUCCGAUUCUGAUUGAAUAGUAGUUGUACAAAUUGCAUUGAGAAAUUGAUGAGAAAUGAAGGAGAGCAAAGAAAACGGGUUGAAUGAAGAGUUUUGUCGAAAUACCUGAAAUUUUUUUUGUUAAUUGAUCAAUAAAUUAUUUGGCUCUAAAA